Molecule: messenger RNA, 1242 nt
Organism: Pyrenophora tritici-repentis Pt-1C-BFP
Lineage: Eukaryota; Fungi; Ascomycota; Dothideomycetes; Pleosporales; Pleosporaceae
Product: UbiH, 2-polyprenyl-6-methoxyphenol hydroxylase and related FAD-dependent oxidoreductase
Molecular function (GO): FAD binding
Source: RefSeq, a predicted model, not a curated record
AUGGAAAAAUUAACUGCCGGUGGCACAGCGGCCGCGCCGCCGCAUCGGCCCGUGCUCAUCAUUGGCUCUGGCACCACCGGCCUCGCCCUCGCACAGGGCCUGCGCAAGGCGGGGAUCGCAUGUAUUGUCUUCGAAAAGAACACCGCAAAACAUGGAGGCCGAGACUGGAACAUGGGCCUUCACUGGGGCGCAUCUGCCCUUGAGCCUCUCCUGCCUGACGGCUGGUGGGACCGCAUCCAGAGCGUCCAGGUCGAUCCAAAUGUGCCAACAAAAGAGCUGGAUACCAUGAAAUGGUUGCGAGGAGAUACAGGCGAGCUCGCCAUGUCUUUUGACCUUGGGCCAUUUUAUCGCUUGCGGAGGAGUAAGCUGCGGGACUUGCUCUCACAAGGCCUAAACAUGCAGUACGAUAAGCGCCUACAGGACAUUUCAUAUGCAGACAAUGGCCAGUCCGUUACCGCCCAUUUCGCUGACGGAUCCGCCGUUACUGGGAGCAUGUUAGUGGGCGCUGACGGCGCUCGCUCCUCAACGCGCCAGAUGCUGCUGGGCCGCGAAUUGGGCUCCAUCAACCACCUACCAUACGCCGCCACUUUUGUACAAAGCAAAUUUCCUGUCGAGCAGGCUUUGUAUCUUAGAUCAUUCCAUCCGCUAUACCUAGGCUGUGUGCAUCCAAACAAUAACUUUGGCUUCUUUGGAAUGCACGACGCGUCCAACGCCGAGGACCCUUCGUCAUGGACUUUCUUCUUCUACAUCUCAUGGCCGAGUAGCCUCGAAGAGCAGGAGGCAACCAAGGACUGGUCGCCUUCUCAACGGCUCACGCAGCAAAAAGAAUUUGCCAAAGCUUUCUGCGACCCUUGGAAGAGUGCACUUGAAUGGACUCCAGAAGGUACACCAGUAUGGUAUCUUGGACUGACAGACUGGGAUCCUGCCUUGCCUGGCCAUCGGUGGGAUAACCAUGACGGCCUUGUUACCAUGGUCGGGGACGCCGUUCAUCCUAUGACAUUUCAGCGUGGCCAGGGUCUCAACCAUUCGGUGACCGACGCGGAGAAGCUUUGUCAAGCAAUCGCUAAAAUUAAGGCGGGCGAAGAUAGACGGGCCAUGAUAGAUGAGUUUGAGGAAGAGAUGAUCAAGCGUGGAGGGACAGAGGUCAGGGAGGGCACUGCGAAUACGGUGAGGCUACACGAUUGGGAGCGCGUCAGGGAAAGUCCGCUCUUCAAAAAUGGCAUGAAAAAAGUGGAUGCUUGA